CGGGCGAGCGGGCGGGGGCACUGCAGCACCGCGGCCCUCGGGCGGCCGGGCAGCGGCCCGCUAGAGGGGGCGCUGUGGGCACCGCCGAGCUUCCUUUUGUCAGCGCACUCGGCCGGGAGAGCUCUCAUUUCCUCUCAGCCUCGUGCGGGAAAUGGAUUUGAUUCUGACAGCAGAGCUGUAAGGGACGAGCGCGAACGAAAGCCUUUUGUCAAGGAGUGGCAGCCUCUGUUGUCUGUGAUUACCACUGACGCGGAGAAGCUGCGCUGCUGGUGGAAUUCCAGGCAGCUCUGGCCAGUGCGCGGCUGCAGGAUGGGUAGAAAACACUGCUCUGCAGAUUAGCUGGGUGCAUUUAUCAAGCAGCUCUCCCAAAGAAAGCCAGCCAACAAAACAAGCCCCCAACCACCCGCAGCCGAGGACCAGAGAUGGAGAAGAUGCCUUGCAGGAGCCUACGGCCGACAUCGGAAACCAGUCCUCAUGUUCUUUCUGACUGAAGGCAGAAGGGGAUUCAAGCUCUACAAGCAGCGUCACUGAUCCAUCACUGUUGUUUCUACCCGGAUGUUUGAGAUCCUAUAGAUGUGGUCAUCGAGCCAGGCAGUAGAGCGGAGUGUACAGACUGAGCGCUGAGAAGAGGCAGCCCGGGCCAAGGCUGCUCUGGCCUCCUGGGGUCCAGGAGUGUACUACAAACCCACCAGGACGAUGAGUGAAGAGACCGUCCCCGAGGCCGCCUCCCCGCCGCCCGCGCAGGGGCAGCAGUACUUCGACCGCUUCUCUGAGGACGACCCCGAGUACCUGCGCCUUCGCAGCCGCGCGGCCGACCUGCGGCAGGACUUCAACCUGAUGGAGCAGAAGAAGCGCGUCACCAUGAUCCUGCAGAGCCCGUCUUUCAGGGAGGAGCUGGAAGGCCUCAUCCAGGAGCAGAUGAAGAAGGGGAACAACUCCUCCAACAUCUGGGCCCUGCGGCAGAUCGCGGACUUCAUGGCCAGCACCUCCCACGCAGUCUUCCCAACAUCUUCCAUGAACUUCUCCAUGAUGACGCCCAUCAAUGACCUCCACACAGCCGACUCCCUGAACCUGGCCAAGGGGGAGCGGCUCAUGCGGUGCAAGAUCAGCAGUGUCUACCGCCUCCUGGACCUGUAUGGCUGGGCCCAGCUGAGCGACACCUACGUGACGCUGAGAGUCAGCAAGGAGCAGGACCACUUCCUGAUCAGCCCUAAGGGAGUCUCUUGCAGCGAAGUCACAGCAUCCAGCCUGAUCAAGGUGAACAUCCUGGGAGAGGUGGUGGAGAAGGGCAGUAGCUGCUUCCCUGUGGACACCACGGGCUUCUGCCUGCACUCGGCCAUCUACGCUGCCAGACCCGACGUGCGUUGCAUCAUCCACCUGCAUACUCCGGCCACGGCGGCGGUGUCAGCCAUGAAGUGCGGCCUCCUGCCUGUGUCCCAUGAUGCCCUGCUGGUGGGGGACAUGGCAUAUUAUGACUUCAAUGGCGAGAUGGAGCAGGAAGCUGAUCGGAUCAACCUGCAGAAGUGCCUUGGACCCACCUGCAAGAUCCUGGUGCUAAGAAACCAUGGAGUGGUUGCUCUGGGUGAUACCGUGGAGGAGGCAUUUUAUAAGAUCUUCCACCUACAGGCUGCGUGUGAGAUACAGGUGUCUGCUCUGUCCAGCGCAGGGGGUGUGGAGAACCUCAUCCUGCUGGAACAGGAGAAGCAGCGGCCUCAUGAGGUGGGCUCUGUGCAGUGGGCAGGGGGCACCUUCGGGCCCAUGCGGAAGAGCCGGCUGGGGGAGCACGAGUUCGAGGCCCUCAUGAGGAUGCUGGACAAUCUGGGUUACAGAACAGGCUACACCUACCGCUAUCCCUUCGUUCAAGAGAAAACCAAACACAAAAGUGAGGUGGAGAUACCAGCCACGGUCACUGCCUUCGUGUUUGAGGAGGACGGCGCCCCAGUGCCUGCCCUGCGGCAGCAUGCCCAGAAGCAGCAGAAGGAGAAGACCCGCUGGCUCAACACGCCCAACACCUACCUGCGGGUCAACGUGGCUGACGAGGUCCAGAGGAGCAUGGGUAGCCCUCGGCCCAAGACCACAUGGAUGAAGGCUGACGAGGUGGAGAAAUCCAGCAGUGGCAUGCCUAUACGGAUCGAAAACCCAAACCAAUUUGUGCCUCUCUAUACUGACCCCCAAGAAGUGCUGGACAUGCGCAACAAGAUUCGAGAACAAAACCGACAGGAUGUGAAGUCGGCAGGGCCCCAGUCCCAGCUGCUGGCGAGCGUCAUCGCAGAGAAGAGCCGAAGCCCGUCCACAGACAGCCAGCUGAUGUCCCAGGGCCAGGCGGAUGCCAAAGACGAAUCCGAGGAGACGGCGCCCAACCCCUUCAGCCAACUCACGGACCAGGAGCUGGAGGAGUACAAGAAGGAGGUGGAGAGGAAGAAGCUGGAACUGGAGGGAGAGAAGGAGCCUGCCCCAGAGGAACCUGGCUCCCCUGUGAAGUCUGCACCUGCUUCUCCAGCUCAGAGCCCAGCCAAGUCCGAGCCGAAGAGCCCUGUGGGCUCUCCCUCCAAAUCUGUGGACGAAGAGGCUAAACUGACAGAAACGAGCAAAGUCACCACAGAGCCGGACGUGACGCAGCCAGAAGGAGUGGUGGUCAACGGGAGAGAGGAUGAGCAGACGGUGGAGGACACCCUCAGCAAAGGCCUCAGCCAGAUGACCACCAGUGCUGACACGGAUGUGGAUACCUCCAAGGACAAAACCGAGUCUGUCACCAGCGGCCCCAUGUCCCCAGAGGGCUCGCCUUCCAAGUCUCCCUCAAAGAAGAAGAAGAAAUUCCGUACCCCAUCCUUCCUGAAGAAGAGCAAAAAGAAGGAGAAAGUGGAGUCCUGAUUCGCAGUCCCCUGGGGCUCCCAUUUGUGUCUCCCCUACCCCUGCCCCGCCUUCUCCCAUCUCUGACCCUGGAAGCGUGGGGCCGAGGAGGGGUCGAGUAGGCCCUGGAUCACACUCUGAUGGGAAACUUAGAGAUUGUCCCCCCCAGCCCCUCAUUGUCCCUCUGCCCCACAGAAAUCAGGUGACUUUCCCAAGGUCACUCAGCUAGUUCAAGGCAGAGCUCACACUAGAUUUCACGUCUCCUGGCUCGCGGUCCUGAGCUCCUUCCAGACACAACACUGCCUAGGUGUGGGCCACGCUCGCAAGGAUGCUGCCCCUGAUCUGAGCCCAGGGCAAGGGGCCCAAGCCGGCCGCCAGCUCUCACCAACCAGGCCCCAUUCAGACAGGCUGAGGCUUCCUUGAGCAAGGUCCUUGUCCUUGCGGGAACCCAGUCUCUUGCUGAUGGAGCUAUCACUAUAUUUAGAAAUCUCUCUUCUCUUUCCUGUAGGGUAAUGGCCCUGCUGCUCACAGUACCCAGACAAAUGGACCUGUCCCCUCAACCAGAAGUUAAUCCCUGUUCCCAAGGGCUGAUGGCUUAGCUUGUGCUUCCCCAACCACUAACCUUGAGCUUUCUUCAUGGAACCUCUGGAAUGAUGGCUGGAACAGUUGUAAAAGUGGGCAGGCAUGAGGGCAGCCAGGUCAGCCACAAAGCGGGGGACGGUUUGAUCAAUAUAAGAAGCCAGGGACUUAACACAUUUGAAUUGUGCAUCUCAGGCGCUUGAAAACUAAAACCAAAUUUAGCUUAGAAAAAAACUCGUCUCAUGCUCAGGGCUGAAAUUUGGGGAAAUUUUGAUCCUCUGUUAGCUUUGGGUUGUACAAGGAGGAUCAGGACAGUGUGGAUAUGUGACGCCUUUCCAGCAUUCCUGACAUUUGGGCAACACUACUUGUCUGGUUUGCCUCCGGUCCAACAUUAGGGGUCCCCUGACUUUCCUUCAAACCUAGAAACCCGGGCUCAUAGCCUGGAACUGGCAUCUUACCCUUGGCCCCUUGACCUUGGCUCCUCUGGGUUAUGGGUCCAGCAGAGGAGAAUGAGGUGAGCUCUUGAGAAUUAAUCCUCUUGGAUCAGCUUUCAGAGAAAGGCUUGGGUGCCCCUCGCCUUGUUACUGUCUGUCCAUCCAUCCUAGGGCCUGUAAGAGCCACAGCUGUUUUUUAAAUGCCAUCGCUAUCCUUUCAUACCUUUCUGUGGGACAUUGAUCUAUGAGCAUUGUUGGCUCCUAAAAAAUAGACAAUCCAUUCUCUUUUAAGCACAGUGUCUUCAAAGAAUAUUUUCCCUUUCUGUCCUGAAUAUUGUCAAAGUAUUUUUGAAAGUUCUUAACCAUAGUUUUCUGCUUUUGAGCACUUCUUAUACACACACACUCACACACAUACACACACACUAUGCAGGCUUCACAUAUACUAUAUCCUUUAACUCUUGAGACAGUACUGUGAUGUGGGUCAGAUUAUUCCCAUUUUAUGGGUAUGAAAACUGAGCCCCCCAAAAGAUAAUUAAGUUGUUCCAGUGACUUGGCUAGAAAGAGCCAGAGCCUGGCUUGAAUCCAGGUCUGUCAGAGUCAGAACCUUUGCACUUAGCAGCUGUGAUGAUCAGAAAACUUUUAGUCCAGGACUGUUUUGUUUCUGCAACUGGUUGUCCACUGCAUAAGUGAAGGAGGGAGACCACCCACCUUUUCCCCCAUCAGUGCACAGUAAGUUCCUGGUGACUGUGGGCUGUGGCUGGGCCAGUGUGGACUUCUGACAAAGGAGAGGCCAGAGCCUUCUGGUUGGGGCCAGGAGUACCAUCCAUAGUUGGUAAGGAUGGGGCAAAGAAAUGAAACUGACACAUUACUAAAGAAAGCCCCAUACUGGGUGUCCCUAGAACAGAUUCCUAACUGCUGCCCAGACUCCUCUCUCUGUUUUGCUUCUGAGUCAAGUCUUGUGAUGGACAACCCAGGUCAGAAAAGUCUGUGAUGUGGGAAAUGCCUUUCAAAGCCAAUCCUUUGAUGCCUUUUAAAGAAAACUAUUUCACAUCCAUCCAUUCAUCCUGAUAUUUGUUAAGGAUCCACUCAGCGGUAGGCACUCUGCUGACAUGAAAAGAAAACAAUGGUGACUAGAACAGCCAGUGGCAGGUGGUGUUAAGAGCCCGGUAGGAUGGACACAGCCACUGGUGCAGCUUUCUGUGUUUGAGUGACUGUAGCUCAGAAAUCAUUUCGACUGACUUUUCGCUUUCAACAAAUUCUAUUCUCUUUACAACAGGAAGGCCUCAUUUAGAUGAACGUGCCUUGCAGGAGUUUAUGCCAUGGGGCCACCUCAUAUCCAUCCAUCUGUUCUUUCUUCAUGUGUUCAAAAACGAUGCAUGAGCUUGGGUCACGGGCCAGGCCUGAGGACUGUCCCUGCCCAGAGGAGGUCUCCAAGUCUAGGAGGCAUGUUACGGAAUAGGCAAGGAUGUAGAGAUGGCAUAAGGAGGCAUCAAUUUACUAUCUUUCAGGCCAGAGAAACCUUCCUGCAAGGAGUGAUGCUUGAGUUAGGUUUUCAGAACAAAGAGAAAUUUUCCAGGAGGACAAGAGGAUGAGCAGGACAUUGGUGAUCAUUGAAGUGUGUGUGUGCAAAGGCCUGGAAGUUUGGAGCACCAGGUGCGUCCAUGGAGUCAUUCAGCGUUGCUGGGGCGGACAGUGUGAGGUGGGUGGUGGGCUUCACUUCGUGGUUGGGCAGGGUGGAUUGUAAGGAAACUGGUAGAAGGUGUGGGGGAGCUAGACUUCCUCAUGUACGGCAUCUGGAGCCGCUGAGGGCUGUGGUCAGGGGAGAUCAAGAGCAGGCUGCGUUUUAGAAAAAUUCCUUUGGUGGCUGAGUGGAGAACGGAGUGGAGGGGAGGGGACAGUGCUGGAGGAAUAGGAGGGCUCCAUGAGGAGGCCUUUCUGAAACAUCAGCACCGAAACAGGUGUGGUGAGCUGCCUUACACUGCCUCUACCUUUAUAGCAAAUAGUGAGCUUGAGUGCAGAAUUCAUUCCCAUGAAAUUCUCUGGAGAAGGCAUCUGAUGAGAGCUUUACAGUGAGGAGAAGGGAUCGUCAAAGAGCUAAUGCUCACUGCAGUUUGGGGUUCUGUUUUGUCUCAGGCUAGAGUUGCUAGGAGAGCCAUCGAGUCCCCCAGUCCUUUUCUUCUCCCCUUGCUCAGAGGCCGUGCUCUGAGUGCUACAGAAGCAGGCGUGGGGUCCAAACAAGACCACAGGCUCUUAGGGUGAGAAGAAGGGACGUGUUCUUUGGCUCUGAAUAAAAGUUUGGCUGAAUACUGUGACCAGUUAUCUGUCUGGAGAAAAUGUACAUAUGGGAAGCUCAGAAAUGUUAGGCCAUAGGAUAGUUUCCAGGAAAGUGUAGAUAUACUAUGGAAAAGGAUGAGAAAGUGUAGACAAACGAGCUGCGGUCUGGAUGCUGAACUGGGGAGUGGAGCGGUUUCUGAGCCUGUUUCCUUGGGAAGACAGGCAGGUGUGGAGUGAGGAGGCAGAGAGAGAGAUGCUUCUAGAGUCACAAGCUUGGCGCCAGUGGCUCUCUGUGCACGGGCUGGCACCCAGCAGUGAUGUGUGAGAGCAUGCGCAAACUUUCCCGAAACUUUGCAAAAAGCGCUGCGGAGAGACCAGCCCAGAUCUGUGCUCCAUAAGAGCCUUGAGACCUGACCCAAGUCACUGUCCGACUUUGGCCAGGUUAUACAGAUAAAAGUAACCUCCCUCAACACUCCUGUAAAGAAGACGGGGUUCUUCUGUAGACAGAUGAAUUCCUUUUAAAGGACUUGGUGGGAGGGAGCUGGAUUAGAAGCCUGGUCCAGUAAGAAUCCCACUGGGGAGCAUCACCCUUAUACCACUGAAUGUCCAUGGAGCCCAGCCUCUGCCCCCUGCCCAGUGGGUGUGUCAGUCACUCCUGAAUGGGCCAAGGCAGUCAUGCAUGUUGCUCAGGGCUGUCAUCACAGAGGGCUUCUACCGUCAACACAGGGAGAAGUGCCAUGAGGCCACUUCUCCGGUUGCUGUGGGUUGGAGAGAACCAUUCACCCAACAGCACAGUUCACUUCUGAAAGCCUAGAAGAUGGAAAGGAAGGGUGGAUUUUUCCACGGAGGUAGGCAGAGGGUCAGAUAGACACAUAGCCUACCCUCGGCCUCUGUGCCAUCUUUUGCAUGAGUAUAAAUUUUAUGCUGUAGCUCCAGGCAGGAGUAUGCAGUUUUUGUCUAUUGAACAAAUGAAGAAAGUUACUGCCUUUCCCCAGGAUACUCGUGUGGGUCAGUGGCAACCCUCGAGGUGGCUGUACUUUGCAGCUGUCUCUCUGAACGCAGAGGGAGCAGGUCCUUUUAGGUCUUCUCUACCACAUGAGCCCAAGCCUAAGAUGAUAACAUUCAGAGUCUGAAGGAAUGAAGGAGGGGACAAAUCUGUGCUCUCCACCUCCUCAGAAGGGAUACGGAUCCUCACAGUUCAAAACCCGAAGGGACUUAUGUCACCACAGCUCCACAUCUGUUCUGAGAGGGGCGCUUUAGAGUGUCAGGGGCCUGAACUGACUAAUGAAAUGUGCUUGUUGGUGCUCACUGGCACCACAAUAUGAACAAAUGUGCACAGCACACAGUAGAGUGACGAGCUCCAGAUGUCCUGUCUAAGCACGGAGGUGACCGCCUUUUUACCAGAACUGAGUGCACAGGUAGAGACCUGUCACCCACGCACACCGAUCCCCCUUCAGCCUCCCGCAGUGAGAAGCCACCUUACCCAGGACUCGGCAUGAGGGUUUCAGGCGGGGUGUCCCUCUCGACCUGAGAAAGCACCUUGCAUUGUUUUCACAUAGACAGGAAAUGAUGUCUAUGAUGAGGAAGAAUCAUCUCCUUUCAGGAAUGAUGGGGAAGAAUCUUCGGUUAGGGUUUUCUUAGAAGUGUAGAAGUUGUGGUUCGUGUUGGUUUGUACUUAGGUGGUAUGAAGUUUUGCCAAAUUGAUAUUUGGUGACCUUUGCCUUCAAGAUUGCCCCCAAAGUUGAGUCAUCACCAUGAGACAUUGGGGCCUGAAGACACGAGGAGGGACUUGGGCGCAGCGGGCAUGGGGAAGCACCCGUGGCUGCCCCCAGAUUGUCAGCCCCCGACAUUUCUCACCCACUGUUCCCAAGCAGCAGCGAUGGGUAAACCCCCUCAACCUUAGCAGUGUGAAGAAAAUGUUUUGAGGCCUUCAGGGGGUUGGUAGGAGAAUAGCUAGAAAAGCCCUAAUCUCUUUCCCCCGGAAUCUUGUAUAAUUCUGAGACAUGCAAAGGCCAGACCUUCUCUUUGAUAGUGAACCAGAAGGAGGAAGAUAAGUGGACCAAGGACAGGGGCUGCAUUAAGUACAUCAAAGCCUUCCUAAAAUGGGAAUAGAUGUGGGGGACCCCAACCCCUACAUUUCAACUCUACCCCAUGCCUAUCAGUCCUGCUUUGUGGGUGAUUGAUCUCCACAGGCUGCUCCACCUUUACACUUCUGUAAACUACGCUACACCGCUGAGUCCCGGCCCUCUCCCGGUGCGGGGGGCAGGGGUGCAGAACUAGUCCUGAGCCUGGCUGGCCUGGCAGGGCGCGGGGGCCCUGGUGGAGCGCAGUGUUCCCUAAAGCUGUGGGUGGUUUCGGUGAUACGUCUGUCUGACAAUCGUCCUCCCCUUGUACAUGCCUGGUCUGUGUUUAGCUUUUCCUAGUAUUGUGAGGUUUCAAAUAGGGGUUCCAUGUAAAUACUCUUUCUGCUACUGACAUGCCAGCCCCCGGAUUGUGCAUCCUCCCCACGAAGGGUUUUGCCUUUACGCUAACACUUUUUGAGCACUGGUGUGCAGAUUGACUAGUUUCUUGGGCUUUUAUUUUGCAAUUUUAUAUAUAUACACACACAUAUAUAUAAUAUAAUAUAUAUAUAUAUAUUUAUGGGUUGGUUUUGUACAGUUUUCUGUUUGAAUCUCUGAGCACCAAAGCUGCCCUUGGAUUUUCAAGAGAACUUUCCAAAGCCACUUGCUGAGCCCCCGCCGCUUUGGUGUUUGUGGUGCCGGGCGAUAUCUCUGCCCAUGGAUUUCUGUAUGUAUGUGCUGUUUUCUCACCUGCAGAUAUUACCCUAGUAAAUCUACCAUGCUUGGC
Molecule: messenger RNA, 8984 nt
Organism: Bubalus bubalis (water buffalo)
Lineage: Eukaryota; Metazoa; Chordata; Mammalia; Artiodactyla; Bovidae
Gene: ADD2
Product: adducin 2
Exons: 17
Coding region: 697-2871 (724 amino acids)
Biological process (GO): barbed-end actin filament capping
Cellular component (GO): plasma membrane; cytoskeleton; postsynaptic density
Molecular function (GO): actin filament binding
Source: RefSeq, a predicted model, not a curated record